AUGAUGUCAGAUGAGUAUUUGGUGGAGUGUAAGAUUGAUGACGAUGAUGAUGACGAUGACUACGGGGUGCAGAAAAUCCAGCCUUCUCCUCCUCCACCACCACAGUUUAGCUCAAGCCCCUCCAUCACUCCAAAGCCCACGCUCAUUCACGUCGACAUCAGAGACCCAUUAGGUGUCAACAAACAUUUGAAGGUAGAGUUCAGCGAUGUAUUAGCAGAGCCUGCCUCCACACACAGCUAUGAUCGUGUGUGGAUUUACAGCGGGAUCGCCUUCGAGGCAAUGAGGCUGUGGGGCUACCGCUGUCUGACGGCCCUGUGUGCUGUUCCCGUCUCUUGUCUCUGUGGCUGUCUCUUUGCCCUUCUGGCGUGCAUGCAUAUCUGGUGUGUGAUGCCAUGUAUCCAGGUGUGCCAUACAUGCUUGCCCUGUGUAAGGUCACUGUGGAUGAGUGUGGUGAAUAUCUUCAUCGCUCCAUUCUGCACGUCUGCGGCUCGCUGUUGCAGUGGCAUACAUGUGCUGUUCUCAAAGGAGUGA
Messenger RNA from Triplophysa dalaica, 531 nucleotides. RefSeq names its product caveolin 4b (gene cav4b). Gene Ontology annotation, molecular function: molecular adaptor activity. The record is from RefSeq and is a predicted model, not a curated record. The transcript is spliced from 3 exons. Gene Ontology annotation, biological process: caveola assembly. NCBI's taxonomy places the organism in Eukaryota, Metazoa, Chordata, Actinopteri, Cypriniformes, Nemacheilidae. The coding region runs from base 1 to 531 and encodes 176 amino acids. Gene Ontology annotation, cellular component: caveola.